Messenger RNA from Vespula vulgaris, 16059 nucleotides. It is a transcript of the gene Rdl, whose product is annotated as gamma-aminobutyric acid receptor subunit beta. The coding region runs from base 5333 to 6703 and encodes 456 amino acids. Gene Ontology annotation, biological process: nervous system process; signal transduction; chloride transmembrane transport. Gene Ontology annotation, cellular component: synapse; membrane; neuron projection. The transcript has 10 exons. Gene Ontology annotation, molecular function: chloride channel activity; extracellular ligand-gated monoatomic ion channel activity; GABA-A receptor activity. Lineage: Eukaryota; Metazoa; Arthropoda; Insecta; Hymenoptera; Vespidae. The record is from RefSeq and is a predicted model, not a curated record.
AGGACGAUCGAUUGUCUCUCCUGUUUAAAACAAAAGAAUCGAUAAUUCGAGAUCAAAAUCAUUAUCGACACUUUGGAUCACCGAGGCGUGGCAAGAAUCGCAAUAUCGUUGCGAUCGCAAAGUUAACGUCGACACCGAUGAAAUUUGAAAUAGAAAAUGAGAAGGAGAGAGAGAGAGAGAGAGAGAGAGAGAGAAAAGAAGAGAGAAAGAGUAUCCUCUCGCUCGUCGGUUUUGAUAUUUUUAAAUUCUUCCUCGUACCUCCCCGUCUCUCUCUCUCUCUCUCUCUCUCUCUCUCUCUCCUUCUCUCUGAUUGAUUUGGCGUUCCACGCUUGCGAUUCGUGUCACGCUUUUUCGCUUCUUCGCGAUAUCGUUUUUAAAGUCGUUGCGCCGACUAUGCUUUUCUUAAAGUCUCGAUGACCCAACGAGUGAGAGAUCCGAAGACAUUGCCGUGACAUGUGCAACACGAUAAGAUCGUUUAAUACAAUAGAGAGAUACCCCUAAAGAUUUUUCGAUAAAUAUUACAAGCUAUCCGAGACGUUACCGCGCGUAUUUCGAUCGCUAAAAACUCGCUAAAUGUGUUUCGUCUGUGCGCUCGAACUCGAGGGAAAAGAUCGCUGAGAUUCGAUUUCGCGAUAAGUGAACUCGAAUGGAGAAAGAAAAAAGAAUAAGGGCAGCAAACGUGGAAUAAAUUUGUACGUACGUACCUAUCGGAACUGAAAGCAGAACCUAAAAAUAAUCGUUCGUAUAAAUAUCGAUAAAAAUGUAAACGUGGAAGGGAGGAAUUGGAUUAAAUAUAGAUAUAGGCACGAGCAAAGGGGAGUAAAAGGGUAAAUGAGUGAGCGAGAGAGACAGGGGCGAAGGCAGAGAGAGAGAGAGAGAGAGAGAGAGAGAGAGAGAGAGAAUAGAGAAACGAGAAAGAAUGCCCCGGGAAAUAUUUUUGACGCCGCUUACUCUUUCGUCAUGAACGAUACAGAAAAGAAUAUUCGGAACAAUAGAGAGCAAGCUCGUGGGCGUAUACUUGGUUCGAUAAAAAAAAACCUCGACAGUGGUAGCGGGACGAACGUCGGAAUAGAAACUCGCGUGUCGUACUCGGCCUGCAAACGAAAAGAGAGUAAUUUGCUAGUUUCUCUGCGGGCCUCAUCCCGCGUGUGCGGUUUUUACGAGCAACGAAGAAAAAAGAGAAAAUGGAUCUCGAAAGAUCGAAACUCGAGCAAUAUUGGCUCUCUCGUGAAUCGAAUAAAAACGGAUGAUCUCAUUGACUGAUAAUAUAUCGCAUGAAAUUAUCUCUCGUUACGAGCUAAACGAAGCGUAAAGGGAAUUCGAUGAAUAAUCGAGUCGCGAACGUUAUCUAUGUAAGUGCUUCGUUCGAAAUAAGACUGAUAUAUCUCUCGAGAUAACGAAUUGCAAUAAUUUCUCGAAUGAGAUUUUUUUCGGAUCAACUUUUUCUUUUACGUUUAGCGGAGAGUGCACAACGAUUUUUCGAUUGUAUUUUCAAGAAUCGAUUAAAUAAAUUGUCUCAUUUAAUUUCCAACUGACGACGAUUGUACGUACGGACGGGAUCACGGCUCACGCGAUAAAACGACAUUUUCUCGAGUCAACGGGGAACGCGUAAUCUCUUAAACGCGAAAACUUCACUGGAUAUUGCUCGCUUUCGUCUCUCGAGCGAGUUCUUCGAAGUGGCAGUAAAGGGAGAUCGCGUAGGGUAAGAAAGGAGAAGAAAUCAAGACUGUACCUUGACAGGGUCGUUCCACGGGAGGGGAGGGGUGGAAGAAAAAGAAGAGGAGCAUCUUUCUUUUGCACUCAAGCGUCCGAGAAGAAAACAAUAUGAUUUUUUCUUCUCUCUCUCUCUCUCUCUCUCUCUCUCUCUCUCUCUCUCUCUCUCUCUCUUCUUUUGACUUACGACUUAGAACUUUUCACGAGUUUAAGAAUUAAUCGAAAGACGAGGAAGAGCUUCUUCGUAGCAGCGUCCCUUUGCAUCAUUUUACCUCAAUCGUUAAUACUCGAGAUAAAUCGGUAACAGAGUUCUGAAACAUUUCAAGGAUCCUGUCUGAUAAAUCAACAAAUAUGAUUAAAGAUUUGGCAAAGUUUGCAAUCGCAAAUAGCAAAGUAGUAAAUCGAAGUAAAUUGAAACGACGGUAAUCUCUAAGCGACUGUAACUCGGUAUUAGGGGAUUGAAGGAGAAAUUUUAAUGAAUCUUUCUCUUUGCUCUUACCACGAGUUUCUUUUGAAAUCGUUCUCCUAUCGAGAGCUUCGAUGGGUAGUUCGAAAGUCGAGGAGUCGAAGUCGUAGGAACGAGCAAAUUCCCGCGGUAAAGUCAAAUUUUGUGAACGCGAACUCGCAGGGCGGGGCAAAGAGUAAAACAGGGAGAGAUAGGGGUAGAGAGCGUGCUUCGAUAAAACUCGGAUCGAUGCUGGGACGCUCCUCGGGUUGCCAGUGGUUACCGUUAACGGGCAUCUCUUCCACUCCCCCAACGCGGCGUUUCUCAUCUACGAUUACGAUUUCGAUGCCGAGCGCGUUCUUUUCGGCGGUCGUCGUGGCCAAUCGUGCUCUGGGACGUUUCCAGAUUCGGCUUCGAGCUUCUUCCUCCUGGUUCACGCUUCUGGCCCGUAGCCCGACACAAAUUCUAACGUCUCCCUUCGAUCUCUUCGCUUUAUUUUCUAUUCGCCUCGCCGUCCAAAUUGAUUAUGCGUUAACCCGCUGUUAGUCGGAUUCUCUCUCGAUAAUGCGAAUCGAAGAAAAUGAUCCUUGCGAUAAACGCGUAAACUCCUGGCUAAAUAUUUAUUUACAUCGAUCCUCUCCGCGUGAAAAGCUACGUCGAAUCGUCGAUAUUCCCGGCGAGGCACUCCUCCUACAGGAGAAGGAUUCAUACCGGGUUCGUAUCGGAUUCAUGGAAUUCGAUGUUCCGAUAUUAAAAAUUUAGAUCGUUGGACCGUUCAUUCACCGUGUUACGGCAAAAGCCGUGAUGGUAUUCCACAUCCGUCGGAUAAACAGAAAGAGUUUCGUAAGUUUGCGCUUCGCUCGAACUAUCUCGCUUCGUUCCGAUCUUCUUCGACCGGUCAAGCUCUCCGUAUAAAAUGAUGAAAUACGUGCCGGGAAGAACUGAUACGAGAUAGACGCCCGACGUUCUCCAUAUUACCGUAGACUUCUUUUUACUUUCUCACGAAAACGAAAGAGAACGAAAUUUAAACCGCGUUACUUUUACUAAUUAACGGGUCUACGCCUAUCUUUUCCUCGAAUCUUGUAAAACUUGCCACGAAAUCGUGCGGUUUUAUUAUGUCCUGAAAAGUAAAUUAUCGCGAUAAUCGCCGUUAGUCUUUAUAAAAUGGGAAACUUCUUGCGCGUUUAAAUAAAGAAACGGAGUGUAUCAUAAAUCCAGGCUCGCUCGUAUCUUUUAAUGUAUACCGCGAGAAAAAGAGAAAAAAAAGGAGGAAGAAAAGAACCCGAAGCUUAUCCGCGCCUUAAAAUAUUCAAAGAAACUUUUUCAUCUCGGUAUAUUAUCAGGUCGUAAAGAAAAGAAUGAAAGAAGGAUCGUUAACAAUGAUUUUCCGUUGUUCGUUCGACAGAAGCGAAGCCCGGAGAAGGAUGAUGACUCGUCGCGAACAGGUGUAGUCAAAGGUGUUCGCGGAGUCCGAAAAAAAAAGAAAAAAAAAGGGAAAAAAAAGAAAAAGAAAGAAAAAAUGUCCACUUUUGAACACGGCGAACGUUUUUGGCAGGUCGCCCGACGUUGACUCGUUCACUCCUCGUUUUCGUUUCCACUUUUUCUUUCUUUAUCUCUUUCUCUUUGUCAUUACGAAGGAGAAAACGAUACUAGCUACGUUUCAAUUAACGUUUCUCACGAGAUUCGCGGACGGUAGCUGGCUAUGGACGUGUCAUCGUGAUUUAUGCAGCCCGUACGGGACGUUCUUCGGGAAUAGGGCUUUAAAAACAUCCUAGAAAUGGAAAUGAAGAUAUAUAUCGGUCGAGUACCGACCGAUGCCGUUGGCAGGGCCAUUGUUUACGAGUCAACUCUCGCGAAAAUGCCACCCCAUUCGCUGAAUCCUACUGGCUGCAUCCUACGUCUCUCUCCUGUUCUGCCUUACCAUCUGUAACCUUGCUGGACAGUGUGACGUUCCAAGUCCCUAGGUUCGUUAAAAAUGAAAGAACGAGAAAACAGGUGGACUGGAAAAUUAUAAUCCUAACUGGAUAGAAGGUUAUUCCUCUAGAGAGAGAGAGAGGGAGAGAGAGAAAGUCGAAACGACGAAAGAAAAUUUGAUUCAGCGACGUCCCUUUUGUCGAAAAGACGACUUCGACGUUUCAAUAUCGAAUCGCCAUCUGAGAAUCGUAUAAUUCUGCUUUUUUUGUUGCCAUCCUCGAUAAAAAUCUUUAAUCUUUUAAUACCACGAUCGCCACAUAAUAUUCCCGCAAAUUCUUCUUUCUGAAAACCAAGAUAGACACGUUCGAAUCCUACGACGAAGCGAAAAGUAUAAAAUCGAGAGAGAAAAAAGGGAGAAAGGAAGGUAGAAGGCAUUUAAAUUCUCGGCCAAUCAUCGCACGCUCGAACGAGACGAAAGAGUUCUUUUCAAUCGCUCGAUCGUCCGUAAAGAGGGGAAAAAAAGAGAUGCGGGUCCGAUGCAAGGUGAGGAUUUGCGAUCGAAUCGACGCUCCGUCGACCGCUUCGUCGACGUUUCAGCACCGAAAAUGCUCCGGUAUCGAUCAAAGUCUUACGGCGGACGGGCUGGUGGAGAGACGACAUCGUUCCGGCAUGGGAACGAAUGAAAAAUCAAGUCGGGCUUUUGGCUGACCGAUUCGAGCGCCUAAUCGCCCUUCUACUUUCGAGCUAAGCUACGGCCAGCUUGUGCGAGCUAGCUGGUAUUACCGAGUGGGCUCGUACGAAAAGAAAGAAAAAAAAAAAGAAAUGAGAACAGGAGGAUAAAAAAAAGACCGAUCGAAGGCCGGUAAUCGCGUGGCCGUGUUUUAAUCGCACUUCGCGGCGUUAACCGUAAGCCUUCGUUGCCUAUCGACGAACACGAGUCUCAGCGAUAACACGGUUGAGAGAAAAUAGUAAUGGAGCGACAGCUCUCGCAGAGUCCGCUUUCUAAGAAGAGAUAAGCGCCGAGUUCGAGCGUACGCGCACUUGUCGCGCGAGAAAUCAUAUACGUAUACAUACCUAUAUACAUAUGUAUCUUUCUCUCGCAUCGGUCGACGAUCUAAUCCAUGAGCAAUUACCACUUUCAGCGAUACCAUCCGACGUAGCGAAAGAAACGAAUACACACAGAGACACGAAAGCACACGCCAUUAAUGAAAUCCCGUGCCAUCCCACGUUCACGGUCCUCCCGUCGAGGUGGGCGUCACCAUGUACGUCUUGAGUAUCAGCUCGCUAUCCGAAGUGAAAAUGGACUUUACGUUGGAUUUUUACUUUCGACAAUUCUGGACGGAUCCACGACUCGCCUUCACGCAACAGAAAGGCGUCGAGACGCUCAGCGUCGGCUCCGAGUUCAUCAAGAACAUCUGGGUACCGGAUACGUUCUUCGUGAACGAGAAGCAGUCGUACUUUCACAUCGCUACCACCAGCAACGAGUUCAUUCGUAUUCACCAUUCCGGGAGCAUCACACGUAGCAUACGCUUAACGAUCACGGCAUCGUGUCCAAUGAACUUACAAUACUUCCCGAUGGAUCGUCAACUCUGUCAUAUCGAGAUCGAGAGCUUUGGAUACACAAUGCGCGAUAUUCGGUACAAAUGGAACGCCGGCCUACUGUCGGUCGGCAUCUCGAACGAGGUGGAACUACCGCAGUUUCGCGUGCUCGGUCACAGGCAACGACAGACAACAAUACACCUAUCGACAGUCGGAUACACGAUGAGGGACAUCCGGUACAAGUGGAACGAGGGUGCUAACAGCGUCGGUGUCAGCAACGAGGUCUCCCUCCCACAGUUCAAGGUCCUCGGGCAUCGGCAACGAGCAAUGGAGAUUAGUCUUACCACCGGAAAUUACUCGCGGCUGGCCUGCGAGAUCCAGUUCGUACGAUCGAUGGGCUACUACCUGAUCCAGAUCUACAUACCCUCCGGGUUGAUCGUCAUAAUAUCGUGGGUGAGCUUUUGGCUAAACCGAAACGCGACCCCCGCUCGGGUGGCCCUCGGAGUAACCACUGUGCUCACUAUGACGACCCUAAUGUCCUCGACGAACGCGGCGCUACCAAAGAUCUCCUACGUCAAGUCCAUCGACGUCUAUCUGGGCACCUGCUUCGUCAUGGUCUUUGCCUCGUUGCUCGAAUACGCCACGGUGGGUUACAUGGCAAAGCGGAUUCAAAUGCGGAAGAACCGCUUCCAGAAGAUAGCGGAAAGCAUGAAAGCGGCGAGGGAAAAUCCAGGACCACCGGGUGUACCCGGUGAUCAUGGUGAUCACGCGCCUAAGCAAACUUGGUCCCGUGUUGUCCAGGAGGUGCGGUUCAAGGUGCACGACCCGAAGGCACACAGCAAAGGUGGCACGCUCGAAAACACCAUUAAUGGUCGGGCCGACGAGGAAGCGGCGCCUGCACCACAACAUCUCAUUCAUCCUGGCAAAGAUAUUAGCAAACUAUAUGGCAUUACGCCAUCAGACAUCGACAAGUAUUCCCGCAUCGUAUUCCCGGUGUGCUUCGUUUGCUUCAACCUGAUGUACUGGGUCAUUUACCUGCAUAUUAGUGACGUAGUCGCGGACGACCUGGUGCUGUUGAAGGAGGCGAAGUAGAGCACGGGGACAUCGGCUGCUGUAUCGCGGCUCGUAGCGACGAAAGAACGGAUGAAGAGGAAAAGAAAGAUGAAGGAAACUCGCACGAUAGGACGAGCACGGAAGGACGAAAGCGAAAUAAAAAAAACGUGCUCGAACGAGUGCGAGUUCGUCAACGGCCAUUUCCUCUCGUACUGGUACGAAAUCCAGAAUCCGUUCUCGUCGCAUCGAAUCGGCGUUACUUAUUCGAACUCUUCCUUAAUUCGAACUAUUCGAAACGCACGACGCGCAUACGUGAAAAACGCGCUUACUUAUAUCGCGAUGAUAUACAUUAACGAUAACGAAAACGAAAGUGGUGCAAACGAAAAAAUUGCUCGGGGAUGAAGAAGAUUAACAAAAAAGAAAGAAGAAAUUCAAUAUAAAAAAGGGACGAUCUUUCGAGCAAGUGAAACGCGUCAUAGCGCAUCAUUAACAUACCUUAAACAUUGCCAGUUUAGGUAAUUCUUUAGGUCUUAAUGAGACCUUAUAUAUAUACAUAUAUAUACAUGUAUAUAUAUAUGUGUGUAUAUGUAUAUAUAUGUAUAUAUAUAUACAUAUAUAUAACAAUAUAUAUAUAUACAUAUAUAUAUAACAAAUUCGUCAAUUUAGCUACUAUUAUAAAAUAGUAAAGUUAAUUAAUGAUAAGACAAAGAGAAAGAGAGAGACGAAAAAGCUUCAAAUAUCGUCGGCUCGGAGCGACGCUUCGACGUACAGAAACAACUUCGGGGAGAAAGACUAGAAGGGGAGAUCGAAGAUCGGAGAUCAAGACAUUCGAACGUCGACAUCACUGCUGGCUCUUGGAAGGAAGAAUGAAGAGGUAGAUACGACAAAUGCAUACGACAUAUACACACACACGUACACACACGAUUAUAAAUAUAUGAUAUUAUAAAGAGUUACGAUGCGAGCGAGUCAAGACAAACGUUAACGGAGCGAGGGAUAAAAAGGACAUAUAUAUAAACAAUUAAUCUCGUCGAUGAUCGGUCGCACAAUUCGUAUUUAUGUUACUAUACUUUAUAUACUUUGAUCGAAUUUGUACACUCAGCAUUCCUUCAAAUAAAUCGAUUUUACGCGAUCGCCUCAAUCGCUUGCUUUCUCAUAAAAUUCGAUAAAAAUCGGAUCGCGAUUCGUACCCGACUCGAUCUUUUCCUUUCAUCCAUUUAAUCAUACGCAGUAAUAUACAAAGAAACGAAAGAAAAAAAAAAGACAAACUCGUCGGAAAAAAUGCAAUUCCUUUAGUCGAAACGUCUGUUUUCUACUACCCCUCGCCACACUCGGAAACUCCUGUACCUGUAGUAUGUUUUCUCAGAGUUAAUUAACGAUGAUUGUAUGCCGUUCUACUUCCUUCUUUUCGACUCUUCAUACAUCCUCCGCUCGCCUUUUUCUACUUCGUUCGAGAGAACAUACGGAGUAGCGCGUACACGCACUCGCAUACAUUCGCGCGUAUGCGCCAAUGAAAAAAAGAGAGACAAACGUGGAAAGACGUGCGCACGAGGAGAGGGAAGAGAGAGAGAGAGAGAGAGUCGCCAAUUCAGUAAUCUGCGUACACUCUUCCUCCUCUCUCUUUCUUUUUCCCUCCUGCUGUUUUCCACUUUUUCCAGCCCUUACACUCUUUCUAUAUCUCCAUCUCUCUCGAUCCGCAAGGGGUAGGUAGCUGGCUGCAGCCUGGGUCGUGGAAGCUUGCCAUUCAGGAUAUCGACCAGCUGACACGCCCAGCCUUCCUCCCGGUCUUCCCCUUCGCUCCAUCCCUCUCUUUCUAUCCUCUCCAUCUACAUAACGUUCUAUCCUUCUCCCUUGCUCUCUCUCUCUCUCUCUCUCUCUCUCUUUCUCUUUCUCUUCUUCAGGGCGCCACUACAGCCUCCGCAACCUUCCUCCGCGAUCACCAAACAGUUCAUUUACCAGACGCUCCUGCCAGUCGUGCAUUUAAUAAGGCAUCCUUUGUUCUUGCGUACCUUACGAGAAAGAAAAAGAAAAAUAAAUAGAGAGAGAGAGAGAUGCGUUUCUUCUCCGUCGAUAUUCGAUACAAAAUCCGAAAAAAAACUAUCGUAAAGUGAUAGUAUAUGAUUGAAUGAAUCGUUCAUUACGCUGGAAUCUAAAUUGUUCUGUUAUUAAAAUUUUGUUCAAUACGCGGUACGCAUUAAAUUGCUAGGAAGCUUAAUGAAAUGAAUGAAUCGCGACCGAUCGUCGAACACGAUUACGAGAAAUUGUCUUCGAUCUGAAAACACGCUAUUUUGUUCCUUCUUUGAUGAUUUUCCAAUGCCUUCGCCCGUCCUUACUCGCAUCGUUCUCGAGAUAUUAAUGAAUUUUUGCGAAUUCGUUUCUCGGACAAAAAGGAUCUCGGAGUCAAUAGGAAAGCAGAGCACGAGGCUUUGAACGUUGGAACGAUAGAACGAGGGUUGGUAACGAUCGCCUAGGUAAUUAACGAGUCGGCCGAAUUAUCGUCGCGCGAUAAGAAAAGCGGCCAAACAAUCAAUAUAUCAAGACGCGUAUUACCACGGGCUGAGCACGUCGGAGAAUACGAGAGGUAAGUUUACACCUCGUUAGAAAAAAAAAAGAAGAAAAAAGAGAAUGACAAGAGAGAGCACACACAACUCGUCUUUUAUACUUUUUCUCCGCUAGCAGCAAACGCGUAAGGAAAAAUCUGCGCCCGACGUGCUCCGCGCGAGUGUUCCAAGGAGAAGGGAAAAAAUCGAUCGAUCGAUUCGCCGACCAAAUACAACGAGCAGAAAAGACGAAACGUAUCCUUUGAUCCCCCCGCGUUCGUUUCUUUCAUAUAACGCGUAUUAUAAUAAUAAUGAAAUUAUAUAAAUAUCGACACACACUUCCACGUCCGCCCCACCGGAAGCAUUAUAUACAUACAAUUUAUAUAAUCGUACACCCGCGUUAUCCGCGUUAUCCAGUCUUUAAGGAAGAAGAAAAAGGAUUAAUUAAGAGAGAGAGAGAGAGAGGACAAUGAAAGAAAAGAGAUCGAGAGGAAAAGGAACCCUAGCAAUAUAAGUCUAUACAUAUAACGAUCUAAGAUGCAUUUAUUCAUACGUAUAUUUAUCGCGUAUGCAUACAUGCGUACCUCACGCGUUUCUACGCGUGUAUAUAUAUAUAUAUAUAUAUAUAUAUAUAUAUAUAUAUGCGUAUUAUAUAUUACGUGUGCCUGUAUUGUUUAUUACGUUUGAGAUUUUAACGGGCCAUGGUCGAACGAGAAGGCUAUUUUUUCCGUUGUCUAGAAAGUUCAAGCAUCCUAUUUCAAAUCGUCCCGAUGAGACGAGCAUUUGUCGUUCCUUUCGAGAGCUCGGCCGCCUACUGUCGGACACGAGUGUCGAAAUAUCCCUUUGUACAUGAUCCUUUUUUCUAUGCUGAUAACAGACAACGGAGCUCACGUAAAGAACUGACGAAUCUCGUCAAAGCCGGACGAUAUUCAAAAAAGAUUAAAUGGACGAUAUUCAUGAAAAGAUUAAAACGCGCGCUCGCGCACGCUUUCAAUUAAACGCUCGUCAUUAAAAUUAAGUCGAUCUUACGAGCGCUCCUUAAUUAAUACUUCACAGCUUUCCUUUCAACCGUCUAAUUAUUACAAUCUCGUGGCACGAACACGAUUAAACGAAUUCGUAACCUUUCGGAGUUUUAUUCCUAUUUACAUAGAAACUCGAUUUCACGUGAACGCUUCAACGACUGUUAACUUCAACUUUUAACGGUUAAAAGAAGAUUAUGAAGCAAAGUAAGAAGAAUUAUAUCGCAUUGAUGGAAAUUCGAAGGUUAAUUAUUCGUCUUUAAUUAAUAGUCAUAAAGCAUACCUACCUAUUUAUUCGUCGAUCUUCUCGUUCGCUCGUGGCCCCACCGUUUAUUAUGGAUAUUAUUAUUACCUUUAUUGUAUAGAGAUAAAUAAAGAAAUAAAUCAAAUAUAUAUAAAUGUUUUAAAAAAAGAGAAAAGAAAAAGAGAUCUCUGUCCUCUGGCAGGAUAUAAAUUUAUGUUAUCAGCGGGAAUCUAUAUAUCGCGAAUUAUUAUUAUUCUAUUCUUAUCAUUAUCAUGAUUAUUGACAUUAUUAAUAUAUUAAUAUAUUAAUAUAUUAUGAGAAUAAAGUAAUAUCGUUGAAAACUCAAAGAGCAGGACGAAGGUACUGUAAACUCGAAAUAUAUUAAAAGGGAAAAGAAAAAAGAUGAGAGAACGCGAGACGAGAAGCGAGGAGAUAGAAACUAUUAUUACUAAUACAAAUCGAUCACCUUGUAAAUACGAGUUUUAUACGGAACAUUGUAUUCGUUCACCAAAAAAAGAGGAGCAAAAAAAUUACGAGAGAGAGAGAGAGAGAGAGAGAGAGAGAGUAUCUAUUACAAAGUAAUAUAUAAAAUACACAUAUACAUAUUACAUAUACACAUACCAUAUAUAUAUAUAUAUGUAUAUUAUAUAUUAUAUAUAAGUAUACACACACGCAUACACACGCACACACAAAAUGUAGUGCACACAAGAUUGUGACUGUUCGCACGUACUUACGUAAAUCAAUUAAGAAUAAGCAAACAAAAAUGAUAUAAAUAUAUAGGAAGUAUAAGCAGAAAGAUAAUAAACCAAAAGUAAAUUAGAAGAACGUUGGGGGAUCAAAGUCGAUACGCAUGUUCACUCGUUCGUUCGUUCGUUCGUUCGUUCGUUCGUUUUUUAGUAAUAGAAGAGAACAGGGGAAAGAGGAGAGGCGGAUAAAUUUCGAAAGGCGGUCGAUCGUGGUAAUCGAUUUUAUCCUAUCGAUUAAUUACAGAGGCAAUCGAUUAGCUUAGAUUACUUAUCGGAAACAAAUAAAUAGAAGGAAAAAGAAAAAAAGAAAGUGGUGUGAUACACACGGCCGUGGCCGGCUCGGUCAUCGAAAUUAAAGACGAGACGGUACGAAUCGCGUUAAAAACGAAAACUGCCAACUUCCUAAUACAAUAUAUGUUUUAAUCAAUCGCGGAUACGCGACGGUAUAAACGAGAAAAUAGAAAAAAAAUAAGAAAAAAAAAUAAAAAAAUAUUGUGAGAAAAAAGAUCCGAACGAAAGGCGCGGAAAAGACGAUGUUCGUUCGAAAGAAAAGCUUGUUUUAGAGAAAUUAUGUUACUUUUUUUUUUGCGAGAGAUGUACUUAUACAAUACAAUGGCUGGAAGGAUGAAACUCGUGAAACGACUAUUUACAUUUCCUUUUCCUUUUUCCUUUCUCUAGAACGUAAAUUCGAUUAAAACGGUUUAAAUUCGAAGCCGACAACGCAUACUCUCCACGCGAGUCCAACUUCGAUCUCGAAUAAACGUAAGCGUGUAAACGUUCAAUCGAGAUCGAGGAAUCGAAGCCUUUUCCGUCGCUCGUCCUGCCAGAGGAAAAUACAAUAUAUAACGAGACAAGCGUAGACAAAUCGAGGGAAAAAUCGGAUCUCCAUCCCAGAAAUCCCCGCGUAAAAGAAAAAGAAUAUUUAUGAAAUCGUGCGUAGCUCCGACCGAAGAGGAACGAAAGUACGACGAUAUUGCGCGACGAGUCGUCUCGACGAGAGUACCAAAUUCUAAAACUGUAAACUUUAAAUAAUAACGCUGAUGCAUUAUAUUGUAGAAACGUAUUCUACGAUCGUAAAAAAUAAGAUAAAAGUGACAAUGUAGGUACACAAUGAACAUACACACGCGGACACGAGAAACACGCAUACAUAUACAUACAUGUAUACACGUAAGGAGCAUGCGUCUAUGAAAUUAAAAAAAGAAAAAAAAAGAAAAAAGAAAGAAAAAAGAGAGAAAAAGAAAAAAAAAUUGAGAAGGAAACUGAGUGUACGCACGUUUCAUACGCACAACACACAAACUGAUACACAACACAACGCACAUUACUCGAAAAGAAACACGUGAAUACCCCGUAGGUCGGGCGAUUACUAUCUCGAAGCGUUUAUAUAUAAUUAAUUAUAUACCUACUUUUACUGGCACUCGGUAGAUAUAGGUACACCGUUAACGUAUACCUAUACUAUCCGACUCACUUUUACGUGGCAGUAACGCCGACUUAUAUGACAAAGGAAAACGGGAGAGAAAGAAGAAGAAAAAAAAAAGAUAGACAAGAGGCGAAGAAAGUUAAAUAGAAAGAAUGUAAAGAGAAUAUGUAUAACAAAAAAAAAAAAUUUAGCGAUCGAGCGAGUGAGAAAGAUAGUUUAAGUAGAAAAAUCGAACGACGUGCGAAAGAAAAACGCGUUGCGCUUACGCGGAAAAAGAGCGUCAAAAAAAAAGAGCGAGAAUAUAAAUAAAAUAUACAUAAAUAAAAAAAAAUAAAUAAAAACAUAGAUUAGCGCGUAGACAUAUAGAUUCGAAAUAACCGAAUGAUCGAAGAUGAAAAAAAUACAAGAGAAAAAGAAAGAAAGAAAGAAAGAAGGAGGAAAGAUGGAGAACAAAGUCGAACAAAGCGAAAAGCGUGAAUGAGGGUGUGCGAGCGGAUACGCUAUUCCGAGGAGCGUGUGCGUGCGUGUUUCUGUGCGUGACUGAGUUUUGCAUGAGUGCGUGCAUCCACUGUGGUCUGUAUCUUAAGCGGAAGUUCCUGUUCCUCGAGAUGGCGAAGAAAGAGAGAGAAAAGGAAAGCGAAAAGAAUGCGGGAGAGAGAGAGAGAGAGAGAGAGGACAAUGGCUAAAGAAAAAUAUAAAUACGAGACCGACUCUCGUCGCGGACGAGAAGAAUCAGACGCGAUCGCGAAUCAGGCCGAGGAAGAGCGUCUUCUUGUCCCUCCCUCCUGUCAAAAUCGUAUAUCGGUGCGUGCCUGAUCGAAUAUUUCGAGGAAAUCGAUUAGCGUCGAAGCGCCGAAUAUCGUAGCCUCGAUUCCGAGAUAGAACACGAGGAAAUCACUUAUUUUUCAUAAUUAUUUCUUACCAGCGUCGAUUCUUCGAAGAUCGAACGUCUUCUCGUGUUCUAUUGUGGAUCAUCGAAAAUAAUGGUAUUCCGCGUGUUCGCUCGAUCGAUAUUUUCCGAUAAUCGGAAAGAAUAUCUGUAGUACGUACGUACACACAUACAUACAUACAUAUGCAUAACUUACGGCAGAAUUCGUUUACGAUUUAGUCAUGCGUCAUUAAUAUCAUUUUUUGUAAUGUCCGAAUAAAACGUAUAUCAUAGUCGAAGAUAAAAGUUACGCCGAUAAUCAAUUGUCGGUUCAUUCGUUUAACGAUAAUCAUUGUGUCGUAUGUUGUGCGAGGUGUACAAUGCAGCAAACGCGCGAACGUUAUUACGAGACCUCCGAUAUAGUCCUCUCUUCUUUUAUAUUUCGAAAACCGUAUUCCGUUCCGCGUCGUCUCGUCUCGGCGUUCGCCGAACGCUAGAUAGAAUCUUUUCCUUGAAAGAUCGAUCUGCAUUAGUGCUGCCAUACGUUAGACAAGUAGUCUCGUUGGAUCCCGAAGAAGUAUUUUAUGAGAAACGGUAGCGCCAAUAUCGAUACAUUUAUUGAGAGGAACAAUCUUUUGAGCAUAUACAAAUUAUUGAAAAAUAUAUCGAUAUUAUGAUAUCGAUGUUAAUACCUAUUAAUCGAGAAAUAUAAUCAAUUUAAAAAUAAAUUCAGUUUUCUUUUCACAUUCCAUUAUUCCAUUAUUUUACAACCUUUCUUAACUCGUGCUUCCGUUUGGCGUCUCUCUGUCUCGCCUCGGUACAUGAUUUUCUUUUUGCUUAUUAUUACAUUUCCGUACGUGCAUAUUUUUCUAAAUUUCUCUUCGAGCGACUUUUCACGGUCCUACGAGAUUUUCAAAAGCUACAAAGAAGAUCUACUUUCGCGCGUAUGCCUUCGCACUGAACAAAGUAAAAAGCAUGUAAACUGGCCUUCAGCGAGUUUGCGAGCGCGACGAAAAAGAAUAUGUCGUAACAUACAUAAUCGAGUCAAGGGAAGGACGAAAGACGAGACGUAAAAAGCGAUGGAUAACGAAUGCGUCUAAUGCGUGCGUCCGCGCGUGAAUGUACGUGUGAAUACGAGUGUAUACGAGGUUUGAAGGAAACGUAUGCGCGCGCGCGAGCGAGAGGAAGAGAGAUAUGAAGAGAGAAAAUGAGAAAGAGAAGGAGACACAGCGCGUUGAGUUAACGCGCGAGGCAUAAAGUACGUCGUAACUGGAACGCUUGCGUCGACUGCCAAGAAAAGAAUGAAAAACUCGAGGGUUGUAAGUCGUGAGAAAAAUAAUAAAAGAUAAGGAAAAAGAAAAGACGUGAAAUGUGGGAAGAGAAGCGAAAAAGGGCAGAGGCUCUCCCAGUUACUUGCUCACUGAAAUAAUAUUCUAAAUAACGUUCGUACGCGACAAAAAUCUAGAUAUACAUUGGUAUAAUGCGAUAUUAAUUUACGUACAAAUAAGUAUCGAGACAUAAAAAAAAAAGGAAAAAGAAGAGAAGGAAAGGAGAACAAGAAAAAAUAAUGAAUAAGCAGGCGUUGACAUUGACGCGCGCACGUUACAAACGAAAUCGAAUAGUAGUAAAGAAUUUCAUGGUUUACCAAGAACAAGAAAAAUACGUAUAUUCCUAAGAUCGCUAGAUAAGAACUUAGAAUAAUUAAUAUCGUUCAUUUGAAACAUUAACGUAAAUAGUACGUCAUUUUCAAUGAAAGUCGUCGUAAAUUAAGAGCAAGAAAGAAAAGAAUUCUUUAACGAUAAAUACAAUCGAAAUUGCACUUAUUUCUCGGCUCUAAAUUCUUGUCAAAUUCGACGGGAUAAAUGAACUCGCGUUAAUAUCGAUUUGAUCGAUGAUCGAUAGACUCACGUAAGAUUUUUAAUUUGUCCGUAAUACCGAACCUACUUUUAACGAUAAUAAUGUCAGUGCGAAUCGAACUUAUCGACGUCGAUUCCUGAUCCCGGAUGCCUAAAUCAAUGCAAUUUUGAAAGAGCGUAACUCGAAAUCUUUAACGAAAUCUCUGCCGAACGAAUAAAAAUAAAAAGAAAUGAAAUGUUCAAGGUGCGCGCGUAAUUGUCCAAAUCGUGCUUGCUAAGAGGAACACGAAUUCUAUUUAUAAAAACGCUGUACAUUGCGAAGGCGUAUAAUUUACAGCGAAAUGUCUAUAGGACUUGUAAGGGAACGAACGAUACAAGAAAUAAAGAAAUAUCGAGAGAGAGAGAGAGAGAGAGAGAGAGAGAGAGAGAGAGAGAGAGAGAGCGAGCGAGAGAGAGAGAGAGAGAGAUUGAGAAAGAAUGAAGAAAACAAGAUCGAGAUCAGCAGUGGUACUUGCGUUACACGCACCGUUAAAAAUGGCGACGAAUACAUUAUUCACUGUUACAUAAAAAACAAAAGAAAAGAAACAAAGUGUAACACAAAAACGUAUCGUUGCAUGAUCGAUAUACCUAAAAAAUUAUUACUACGUGAUACGUCAUUAUUAUGUAAAGUUUUUAUUGAGUGAGUAAAAUUAUGUUAUCGAUGAAGAA